Molecule: messenger RNA, 2052 nt
Organism: Prorocentrum cordatum
Lineage: Eukaryota; Dinophyceae; Prorocentrales; Prorocentraceae
Source: the annotation of a GenBank genome assembly
CUCCCCUCCGGCUCGAGGUGCCCCCCUCCCCUUCUGGGGCAUGACCCGCCCCGGCCCGCGGCAGCCAUGACCACGGCCACGGCAGGUGGCCCCAGCGGGGCUUCCGCCCCCCGGUCGCGGGAGGUGGUGCCGAGCGCGUACUCGCUCUACGCCCGCGAGCACCGGCCCUCGGUGCUGCGGCAGCUCGGGCUGCAGGACGACUCGGGGAAGUCCGACGACAUCGCGCGCGAGGCGCUGGAGCGAUCGUGGAAGGAGCUCGGCGCCGCGGCGCGGUGCGAGUACGAGGCGUGUUCCGCUGUCAACCGCCAGAGGAUCCAGCUGGGGAGGCUUCGCAGCGGAGUGCGGUCUGGGAAGGACGCAUCCCGCGUCAUCUCCGUCGUGAAGGGAGCCAUUGCCGCCAUCAGCGGCGUGCCGCCGCGAUCGGCCCGGCUCCUGCAGUUCGUCGACGGCGCAGUCUCCGCCCUGGAGGCGCUCGACCGGCGCAUGAGCCCGCGGGUGCGGGCAGUCCUCGGUGAGGGCCUCGGCGCGGCCGUCGCCUCGCGGCAGGCGCACGAGCUGGCACGGCGGGCGCUGGGCCCCCACCUGGGCGACAGGCUCGCGGCCGUGCUGCGCAGGUGGCACGAGGCGAGGCUGCACGAGGGGCCCGCCGGGGGCGCCCCCUCGGGGAGCGCUGGGGAGCGACGGCCCACCCGCCCUCGCGGAGCGGGGGCGGGCCCUGCGCGGGCGGCGCCCGCGCGGGCGGCGCGGGGCGGCCGGGGGCAGGCCGCGGAGGAGCUGCGGGACGGGGCGGUGGAGAAGCUCUGCCGGGCCAUGUCCGCGCGCGGCAGCGGGGCAGGGGAGGCUUCUUCCGCGGCGGUGCUGCCGCCGGGGGUGCAGGAGCUGGGCUGCGAGAUCGAGAGGGAGCUGUUCGCGCUGUGCGGCUCGCAGGUGAAGGAUUACAAGCUGCGCGCGCGCAGCCUCGCCUUCAACCUCGCCGCGCCCGACGGGGUCCUGCUGGGCCGGGUGCUGGGCAGACUGGUGGCGCCAGCACAGCUCGCGCGCCUGCAGGGAGAGGACCUGGCCAGCGACGCGGUGCAGGCCGCGCGGAGGGAGCAGCGCGAGAAGUACUUCCGCAGCGAGGUGCACCUCACAGAGCCGCUUCCAAAGAAGCGGCGCCAUAUUGGCAGGCCGCGGCCGCCAGAGGCGCCGAGCGUCGCCGCGCCGCCCGCGCCCGACGGCCUCGGCCCGCUCGCGGGCAGCGGCCAGGAGGACGAGCUGCCGGCAGCCCUGAGCGGCGCCCUGGGAGCACCUCUGGAUGAUGCGGAGUUGGUGCCCCUGCCGGACGCGGAGCGGGUGCCCUCGCCGCCAGCCCCCCUGCAGGACGCGGAGGACACCUCCGAGGACGCCGCGAUUGCGCGGCUGCUCGCGCUGCUGCCACCCUCGCCGGAAGAGUCUUCGAGCUCGUCCUCGUCCUCUUCGCCGUCGCCCUCGCCGCGCCCCAGCCGCAGCGCUGGUCCUGCUGCACGGCCACCGCUGCCCGUGAAGGAGGGGGCUCCGCGCGGGGCGGGCCCGGGCUGCGCGGCGGCCCCUGCCCGGCGCCUGGCACCCGGGUCGCCUGGCCGCCCGCCCGCCCGGGCUCCCGCGGAGGACGUGUGCAGCGACGCGUCGAUCGCGGCGCUGCUGCAGGGGCUGCCGCCCUCCCCCUCCUCUCCGUCCUCGACGUCCUCCUCGGCCUCCAGCGGCCCCGGCCAGGGGCCGGGCGAGGCCGCCAGCAGCUCGCAGGCCGCGAGCUCGUCGUCGCAGCAGGCCGGCGGCCCCGGCGCGCCGGACGCGCUGGAGCGGGUGGUGUGCCAUUUCUGCUGCCCCGCCAUGGGCUUCCCGCGCUCCGCGGCGCAGGCGGCACUGCGGUCGGCCAGGGGAAGCGUGGAGGGUGCCGUCGAGGAGCUUCUGCGCAGGGGGUGCGCGUGAGAGGCCCGACGGGGAGGCCCGGUACAGCGGGCAGGGGAAGAGGCACCGUCGGGCGCGCGGCGGGCGAGGUCUGGCACAGCAGGCGCCUCGCCCCCUGGGGAGAAC